AAAACACUCACCUGUUUGAACAAAAUACAAUCUUCCAGAAUGUUUAUCACAUCUGUCGCACUUUUACUGGCAAUGGAUUGGGGAUUAUGUGAGAAAGUUUCCCCAAAACCAGGUCUGAAAUUAUUCAGAGAGGAUUAUAAAAGCGUUGAAGAAACAUGUCUCGCUGUUGGAUUUGUGAGGAAUAACUGUAGAAAUGAGACACAUAAGGUUGCUUUUGACGUUCGGUUAAAGAACCAUAAAAGAAAUCUCGCCACCAAAGCAAAGGUUAUAUUCGAAACAGUUGAUCUUAACGAAGGUCUCGGAUAUGAUGCCUCUUCCGGAGUUUUCACGGCCCCCAGCGGCGGGUUGUACGUGUUCGACUGGACAGUUAUGGCAUGGCAGAAACAAUUUGCCCGCACAUCACUUGUUGUUAAUGACCAGGAAAAGUCAUGGAAUUUCUGUUUUGGUAGUUCCACAGAUUUGUGGCUUCCAUGUAGCAAAAUGACGAUAGUUAGACUAAAACAAGGGGAUAAGGCUUGGAUUGGAGUUAAUGCUGCGCAAGCUCAUAUGCAUGAAAAACAUACGUCUUUCUCUGGAUAUAAACUGUAAUCAAAACAUUAACUAAAAAGUUUUUUUUAUUUUAACAAAACUAUUAUUUUGAAAGCAGUAUAAAAUA
Molecule: messenger RNA, 655 nt
Organism: Magallana angulata
Lineage: Eukaryota; Metazoa; Mollusca; Bivalvia; Ostreida; Ostreidae
Product: cerebellin-1-like
Exons: 3
Coding region: 40-588 (182 amino acids)
Molecular function (GO): protein binding
Source: RefSeq, a predicted model, not a curated record